Molecule: messenger RNA, 638 nt
Organism: Girardinichthys multiradiatus
Lineage: Eukaryota; Metazoa; Chordata; Actinopteri; Cyprinodontiformes; Goodeidae
Gene: ska2
Product: spindle and kinetochore associated complex subunit 2
Exons: 5
Coding region: 94-477 (127 amino acids)
Biological process (GO): mitotic cell cycle; cell division; chromosome segregation
Cellular component (GO): spindle microtubule; outer kinetochore
Molecular function (GO): microtubule binding
Source: RefSeq, a predicted model, not a curated record
CACCAAAACUUUGCUUGCCAAUCGCCAUUAAAACAAGAAGAAGAAGAAGCCGUAGAAGCCCAAGCAGAAGAAGCAAAAAGAAAAAGAAAAAGAAUGGAGCCAACGGUUGAAAAGCUUGAGACCAGGUUCUUGAAGUCAGAGGCUGAUCUGGAAUACAUUGAGAGGCGGCUGAAGCUGGAUUUCAUCAACAGUGCAGCAGUCAGCGGAUGCUCUGCUGAGGAAAAUGUGACUGUGAUGCUGGAAAAUCUGAAGUCCCUCAAGGCCAAACACUCUGUUCUGAGGUCUCAGGUCAGCAAGAUUAUAGAUGCUCAGAAAGAGUCCAUGGAGUUCAUCAGGAACAGAAUCAGCAGGACCAGGGAGCUGGUAAAACAUUGCCAGCAAGCUUCUGAUUUGGAGACUGAGUCACUGGCAGAGUCAGAGCUAGAGUCAACCAUGUACCUGGAUGCAACCAUUGUUCAGAUCACAGUUGAAGUUUAGAGGAGUAAAAGUCAUGCAGAACCAAGAUAACCAGGAAUCUACGUUGCCAAAGGAAAAGCCUUAGCUGGAGUAAAUAAAAGAGCAGUGAUGUCCACAUGACUUAAGAAAUUAUACUGGUAUUUGAUUUUAUAUACAUUAAAAGGUGGAUGAAAGUCAAAAAA